GUCUCAUCUAUAUAUAUAUAUAUACCCAUCAUCACCUUCUCCGCUUAUACAUCCUCACUUAUAACUUUAUAAGCUUAUUUACUCAUCACUUUUUCAAUAAUUGGUAUUGGUAUGAUCUGGUGAGCUUCAAAAAUUUAUUUUAUCAGAUGUCUGUUUGAUCGAUCAUAUCACCAGCACGCAAUUAAUAUAACGUAUGUAUACAUAGAUUUUAUGUUCUAAUCAUCGAUCAUAUAUAUCAUAUCACAAGAGCGCAGCUAGCAGAAACUCAUCAAUUCGAUCAGUUUACUGAUAGAUGCAUGGUAGCAGAAAGCAACAAUGUCUUGCUUAAGCUUUGCCAACCGGGGCCAAAAAGAGGAGAUUAUCGUCGGCGGAGGAGGGAAAUGCACCCUUGAUGGAAGUAUUGAUCGGUAUGGUCGGCCAGCUGUGAGGAGCAGCACAGGAGGGUGGGUCUCGGGCGUGCUUUUGCUCGUGAACCAAGGUCUAGCUACAUUGGCAUUUUUUGGGGUGGGAGUGAAUUUGGUCUUGUUUCUGACUAGAGUCAUGGGGCAAGACAACGCUGAAGCAGCUAACAACGUGAGCAAGUGGACUGGCACUGUUUAUAUCUUUUCUCUCCUCGGAGCCUUUCUAAGUGAUUCGUAUUGGGGAAGAUACAGAACUUGUGCUAUUUUUCAGGCCAUUUACGUCAUUGGACUUGUGUCACUCUCAAUAUGUACGCAUGUAUUUCUAAUGCAACCGAAAGGUUGUGGUGACAAAGAAACCCCUUGUGGAACCCACACGCCGGUCAAACUGGGCCUAUUCUACGUAUCAAUCUACCUAGUUGCCUUAGGGUAUGGAGGGUACCAACCCAACGCGGCUACGUUUGGGGCAGACCAAUUUGAUGAGGAUGAGCCUGAAGAAAGCCACUCGAAGGUGGCCUUUUUCAGCUACUUCUACUUGGCCUUAAACCUAGGGUCCCUGUUUUCGAACACGGUGUUGGUCUACUUUGAGGACAAGGGGAUGUGGGCAUUGGGAUUUUGGGCGUCAACUGCUUCGGCCUUCUCUGCUUUAGUAUUAUUUCUCAUCGGAACAUCUGGAUAUAGGCAUGUCACGCCCCAAGGCAACCCUCUCUCAAGGUUUUGCCAAGUCGUGGUUGCAGCAGCCAGAAAAUGGAAGGUGCAGUUUCCUUCCGAUACUAAUGAACUCCAUGAAGUUGAUGGAGAGAAUGGCACCAGAAAGCUCCUCCACACCAAUGGUUUUACAAUUUUGGAUAAGGCGGCGAUUGUUGCACCAAAGAUGGCGAGCAUGGAUUCAUGGCAUUUGUGCACUGUCACUCAAGUGGAAGAAGUGAAAUGUAUUUUAAGGCUCCUUCCCAUAUGGCUAUGCACUAUCCUAUACUCAGUAGUCUUUACCCAAAUGGCAUCUUUGUUCGUAGUACAAGGUGCUGCAAUGAAGACCGACGUGUCGGGCUUCCACAUCCCAG
This is a messenger RNA of Cuscuta epithymum, 1459 nucleotides long. The record is from the annotation of a GenBank genome assembly. NCBI's taxonomy places the organism in Eukaryota, Viridiplantae, Streptophyta, Magnoliopsida, Solanales, Convolvulaceae.